Messenger RNA from Pleuronectes platessa (European plaice), 3501 nucleotides. It is a transcript of the gene dcun1d2b, whose product is annotated as DCN1, defective in cullin neddylation 1, domain containing 2b. The transcript has 7 exons. Gene Ontology annotation, biological process: protein neddylation; positive regulation of ubiquitin-protein transferase activity. Gene Ontology annotation, cellular component: ubiquitin ligase complex. The record is from RefSeq and is a predicted model, not a curated record. Lineage: Eukaryota; Metazoa; Chordata; Actinopteri; Pleuronectiformes; Pleuronectidae. Gene Ontology annotation, molecular function: ubiquitin-like protein binding; ubiquitin conjugating enzyme binding; cullin family protein binding. The coding region runs from base 322 to 1056 and encodes 244 amino acids.
CGAGGAGGCGGCUGGAGCUACCUGAGAGAUCCGCGCUGUGUCCCCGGCUCCUCGCUCCGCUCCAGGGCUGAGGAAGAGGCAGAAAGAAGAAGAAGAGGAGAACAAUCAUGUCGCUGUGCCUCGGUGACUCCCCUCCUCCUCCUCCUCUGCCACAUAACUGCUGGUGAAGGCAAUGCAGGCGUUCACCGGUUCACUCCGGUGACUCAACUCCCGUGUUUACUCCGGGAACCAGCGCUAGCAGCAGCAGCAGAGGGGGAGGCUAACGACACCAGAACCCAGCACAAGUUGAAGUCAUCGCAGAAGGACAAGGUUCGGCAGUUCAUGUCUUUCACACAGGCUGGGGAGAGGACAGCCGUGUACUGCCUGACGCAGAAUGACUGGAAACUAGAAGUCGCCACAGACAACUACUUCCAAAACCCAGACCUCUACUACAAAGACUCCAUGAAAACCUUGGUGGACCGCAAGAAGCUGGAGCAGCUGUACAACCGAUAUAAAGACCCCCAGGAUGAGAAUAAGAUAGGCAUCGAUGGGAUCCAGCAGUUCUGCGAUGACCUGAUCCUGGACCCCGCUAGCAUGAGUAUACUUGUGGUGGCGUGGAAGCUCAGGGCGGCCACGCAGUGCGAGUUCAGCAGGAACGAGUUUGUGGACGGCAUGUCGGAGCUAGGCUGUGACAGUCCUGAAAAACUCAAGUCGAUCCUUCCCAGACUUGAGCAGGAGCUGAAAGACACCGCAAAGUUCAGAGACUUCUACCAGUUUACCUUCAGUUUUGCCAAGAACCCCGGCCAGAAAGGUUUAGACCUGGAGAUGGCUGUGGCUUAUUGGAAUCUAGUUCUCACGGAUCGCUUUAAGUUCUUGGAUCUCUGGAACCGGUUCCUGGUGGAGCAUCACAAGCGGUCGAUACCCAAGGACACAUGGAACCUCCUCCUGGACUUUGGCAAUAUGAUUGAAGACGACAUGUCAAACUAUGACGAGGAAGGGGCAUGGCCUGUCCUCAUAGAUGACUUUGUGGAGUUUGCCCGGCCGAUCGUGACGGGGAUUAAACGCAACUUCACAUAAUGUUUGUCCCGGCUUCAUGCAGCGGAUGGAGUUUGUGUUUCUUCCAGUUUUUCUUUUUCUUUGACUGAGAAUUUUUAUACAAAUGAGCCAAAAAGACACUUAAACUUCUCAAUAAGCUCGUCCGCGGCUUGUUGUUAAGAUUGUUCUUCCAAACUGCAGAUGAUGCCUUGGGUGAGGAGUGGCCUUGCAAGGAGGGAAAUCAACAUGAGAUGAAUGCUGACAAAGGACAUACUAUAUUUGCAAUAUGCAUAUAAUGGGUACCCAAGAUCCGACGCUCGAGGGUAAAUCACAGAUGGGUGCAGCUUUGAACUGCUGCUGUGGAAAUUGCUCACUUACCUGCACCCUCGGCACAGUGAGGAGGGACAGUCAAAGUGAGCGUCCAGCACAUGCAGAGGAUUCAGUGGAAGAUGCGAAAGCAGGACGUGGCUUCUCAUCUUGUAAAUUUCGAAUGGAACGGUGUGUUUUAAAUCUGCAUGUUUUUGUCGGCUCGUGUGAAGCUGUGCUGUGGACGCUAAGGAGGGAGAAAGUAAUCUACUUUCUCUAACAAUCACAUUGCGAGUAGAGAAAGUGUGUGUGUGUGUGUGUGACGGGUGUGUGUGUGUUUGUGUGCGUUUGGGGCAGGGAGUUAAACAUAUUGCCUCUUUUACAAUACAAUGCGAAAUAUUUUUGAUUUGUUUUAAUUACGAUAAUCAGUUAAGAUGAUGGUGAAAAGGUUCAGAAACACGUUUUGUACUCAGACGGAGGAUUGGAUGGAGCAGCAUGAUUUUUGAGCUCAGCACCAGCAGAAUUGCUCUUGUUACAGUUGUAACACACCAUUCUCACUGAAAUAAGAAUAGAACAAACAUCUUUAUCUGAGAAAACAGGUAAUGACGUUUAUAAUCUUUUGGACAUGAGAAGCAUUUAGAUUAAGAUCCUACAUUAAAAAAAAUGCUGUUACUUUACAUUUGUUAGUGUUGGUUUCCUUUAGUUAAAACAAACAUAAACUGACUGGCACAUUGACUGUUUUAUUCUAUUACUACAAUCCAGGUAGUAAUGACUUGCCAACUCAGCAAACUGCACUGAUUUACACUUUUUAUGUUGUUUUAGGAUUGAAGUUUUUAGUGAGUUUACAUGACAGUAGGUUUCAUUUCCACUUUAGACUUUUUAAAUCAAAAUCCAUAUCCAAGACAAGUUUGUUAGUCUUUAUCAGCAAUUGUGGGGCAGUGGUGGUAUGUUAAAGCAGAGCCACUGCAGAGAAAAACAAGCAUUUAUAAAGCUGGACAGGGCAUCUCCACUUCCACCCUGUGUAUAAUCAUGAAGUCAGAAUAUCCAGGAUGCAAACGCGGCCAUCUUGUUGGAGACAGUCUGCGCUCUAGGGAUCGUGUUUUAGAUAUUACUUUAACUUUUGUAAUUUGGUCCAUAUCCCAUCCACUCACAUGGAGGAGGCUGGAUUAAUGACCUAUACUGCAGCCAGCCACCAGGAGGUGAUCGAGACACGUUGGCUUAAGUUUUGGCAGCACUCAUUUUGUCCCUCUUUAUAUAUAUAUAUAUAUAUGAGAAAAACAUGCCACUUUAAGAACACUACUUGUUCUGCCAUCUAUGGGAUAUAGCUAGAUGGGGGUCACAUGAUUUGACCUCUUACCACUGCGCUUAGCGCAGCAAUGCAUCUCCCAAUUCAGUGUCAUUAUAAACACUCAACAAGUUUGUAUGUUAAUUCCAUCCACUCUCCAAGAUACAGAGUGUUACAGGAGGUUAAGAGCUCAGGUACCAGUCGGCUCGCAGCAAGCAGUCUCCUGUACUAACACAAUUAUUAACCCUACCUAUGCUUUCUGUUCUAAGGGGCGACGAGCCCAGUGUUGUCAUCAUGAUCAAACCUUUGCCAUGUGAGAUAUCGAUGGAUAAGUUCCCACUCAACAGCCAACUGCAGGGGGACAUUAUCACUUUUCAAUUCUCAUUAUUAUGCAGACAUGAGUAGCUGUUAAACUACAGUGGUGCUCACGAAUGUAGCCUUCAUGAAAUUGAGUAAAAUCAGGAUGGAAGCUAAUUAUGAUUUCUGUCCCAGAUUGAAUGUGGAUGAGUGACAAAAUAAAUCCUCUUCCCGAUGACGGCAGAACAGACAAGUCUGUUGCUUCAGUGAGAUAUGUUAUAAUCUGUCAGUACUGUUGAAAUGUGUGUAAACCGAUCACAGUCAGGACGACAGUGAUGUGAUGUGAGAGCUCAGAAAGAAAAUGUGACAUCUUUCUGUAUUCAGUGCUAAUAUGAAUACAUAUGGUACAUUACCCACGAGUCUAUUUGUCAAAUAUGUGAUCAACUGUUUUUAGUCAUGCAAAUCAUUCUCAUCAGAACAGUGUUAUUUUUACCAGCAAGGAAACUGGGUCCUAUUUACAGAAUAUUAUGUUUUGUCACAGAAACAUACCUUACAUUGUUUUCUUUCAGAAAGUUGUCAAUAAAGCAUGUUGUUUUUAA